CAUUCCUUCAUUUAUUGCUUCCUAUUACAUUCCUCUGAACACACCAUCGAUCCUUUUCACAAAAUUUAACUAUUAUUUUUCAAAUCUCUUCUAUCAUCACCUGUGCGCAUCCGCAUCGUUAGAUUCGAGACCUUCACUUUUUGGUUUUUCACUUUUUGCUCUUAUUUUCUGCGUGAAUUUCAUUCUCUAUUUUGAUGUGAUUACUAUUUCGCUUCUCUGAAUCAACGCCGUUGCCGAGUGCCGAGAGAAGCGUAAACGCUUCGCGUUUUGCUGAUUUGCGGUCAAAAUAGGGUGUCGUUUGGUUCGAUUUGAGAUGAGAAAAAAUUGAGGUUGAAAACGUUGACCUUUUUCGUCAUAACGAAAACGUGUUGGACUCGGUGAACGAGUCAGAAUAGGUUGGGAAAUAGUACAUUUAGGGUGUCAAAAUGUUCCUUAUUAGAAGGCAAUCCCAGAAUCACCAGGAGAAUGAUUCCUCCUAUCGAGAAACAAAGCUGUCUGAACUCAGGGCUGCUCUUGGGCCCCUCUCUGGUCGAAGAAUGAAGUAUUGCACAGAUGCGUGUCUAAGGAGAUAUUUAGAAGCAAGGAACUGGAAUGUUGAUAAAGCCAAGAAAAUGAUGGACGAAUCUCUCAAGUGGAGGUCAACUUAUAAGCCAGAGGAAAUCCGUUGGGCUGAAGUAGCACAUGAGGGUGAGACAGGCAAAGUCUCAAGAGCUAACUUUCAUGAUCGACUAGGGAGAACUGUGCUUAUUUUGAGGCCAGGGAUGCAGAACACUGCAUCAGCCGAAGAUAAUAUCAGGCAUUUAGUCUAUCUAUUGGAAAAUGCUAUCCUGAAUCUUUCUGAAGGUCAAGAACAAAUGUCGUGGUUGAUAGACUUCACAGGGCUAUCUCUUAAUACAAAUGUUUCUGUUAAAACAGCUCGUGAUAUUAUUCACAUUUUACAAAACCACUAUCCAGAAAGGCUUGCUAUUGCUUUUCUCUACAAUCCACCAAGAAUAUUUCAGGCUUUCUGGAGGGCAGUCAAACUCUUCCUGGAUCCCAAGACAGCCCAGAAGGUGAAGUUUGUUUAUCCUAAUAAUAAGGACAGUGUAGAGCUGAUGAAAUCACUCUUCGACCUAGAAAACCUUCCGAGUGAACUUGGGGGCAAGGCAACUUUGAAGUAUGACCAUGAAGAGUUCUCACGAUUGAUGGCUCAGGAUGAUGUGAAAACUGCCAAGUUCUGGGGACUUGAUGAGAAGCUCUUCAACCCUAUUAAGAAAGGGCAUUCUGGGGCAGAGGUGGCACCAGAACCCGUGUCUGUUCAGCCUGUAGUUAGUUAAUUGAGCAAGUUUUCAUAUUGUAGUCAUUUAUAAACUGAAGUGACUACAUAUCCGAAUCAUGAAGGAACAAACAAAAUAUAGUGGCUAAUUUAAGGAACCGAAUAAGUGGUAUUUUGUAUCUUUCAACUUAACUAUUUAGCCGAAAUUUCUUUAUCAUAAUCGCUGCUACAGUGCUAUCCUUUUAGGUAGGCUGACUGCAAAUCUGAUUUGAUAUUCUGGCUAUAUAUGUUAGCUUCUCUAGACAACGGAAAAUGAAGUUCCUGCGGUUA
Molecule: messenger RNA, 1585 nt
Organism: Cajanus cajan (pigeon pea)
Lineage: Eukaryota; Viridiplantae; Streptophyta; Magnoliopsida; Fabales; Fabaceae
Molecular function (GO): phosphatidylinositol transfer activity
Source: RefSeq, a predicted model, not a curated record